Drechmeria coniospora is the source of this 5235-nucleotide messenger RNA. RefSeq names its product RNA polymerase II largest subunit. The transcript is spliced from 2 exons. Gene Ontology annotation, molecular function: DNA binding. The record is from RefSeq and is a predicted model, not a curated record. Bases 1 to 5235 code for a protein of 1744 amino acids. Gene Ontology annotation, biological process: transcription by RNA polymerase II. Lineage: Eukaryota; Fungi; Ascomycota; Sordariomycetes; Hypocreales; Ophiocordycipitaceae. Gene Ontology annotation, cellular component: RNA polymerase II, core complex.
AUGGCAAACCUCUAUUUCACGCACUCGAGCGCGCCGCUCAAGACGGUGGAGGAGAUUCAGUUCGGCCUCAUGUCGCCCGAGGAGAUCAAGAACAUGAGCGUCGCUCACAUCCUCUACCCUGAAACGAUGGAGGAAGGGGGGACAAAACCACGCGAUGGAGGGCUCAACGAUCCACUGCUCGGUUCGAUAGACCGACAGUUCAAGUGUAAGACUUGCACGCAGGCCAUGGGCGAGUGCCCUGGCCACUUUGGUCACAUCGAGCUUGCCAAGCCAGUCUACCAUCCCGGGUUCAUCAAGAAGGUCAAGAAGAUCCUGGAGAUUGUCUGCCAUAACUGCAGCAAGGUGUUGUCCGAUACUAGCGACCCAGAGUUCCAAGCUGCCAUCAACACCCGGGACCCCAAGCUUAGAUUUAAUCGUGUCUGGGCCGUGUGCAAGAAGAAGCGGAGGUGCGAGAACGAAGACCGCCAGAACAAGGAAAAGGACGAAGACUUCUUGCCCGCGAUGAAAGGUCAGGCGAUGAAUCAUGGUGGAUGUGGCAACGUCCAACCGGCCGUCCGGCAAGCCGCUCUUCAGCUCAAGGCUGCCUUCGACGUCGCGCAGGAGGAUGGCCCCAAAAGACGGGAGACGGUGCCGAUCACGCCAGAGAUGGCCCAUAGCAUCUUGCGCCGGAUCUCGGAGGAGGACCUUCGACACAUUGGCCUGAACUCCGACUACGCUCGGCCCGAGUGGAUGAUUCUCACCGUUCUGCCUGUUCCGCCACCGCCUGUCCGUCCCAGCAUCUCCAUGGACGGUACUGGCACCGGCAUGCGAAACGAAGACGACUUGACCUACAAGCUCGGCGACAUCAUCCGUGCCAACGGCAACGUGAAGCAGGCGAUCCGUGAAGGGUCGCCUCUGCACAUUGCUCGAGACUUCGAGGAGCUUUUGCAGUACCAUGUAGCCACGUACAUGGACAACGACAUAGCCGGCCAGCCGCGAGCUUUGCAAAAAAGUGGACGACCCGUCAAGGCCAUCCGAGCGCGCUUGAAGGGCAAGGAAGGUCGUCUCCGUGGCAACUUGAUGGGUAAGCGUGUCGACUUCUCGGCUCGUACUGUCAUCACUGGUGAUGCCAACCUCUCCCUUCACGAGGUCGGCGUUCCUCGCAGCAUCGCCAGGACCCUGACCUAUCCGGAGACCGUUACCCCGUACAACAUUGGCAAGCUGCACCAGCUCGUCGAGAACGGGCCGAACGAGCACCCUGGCGCCAAAUACGUCAUCAGGUCCGAUGGCACCCGCAUCGAUCUGCGGCAUCACAGACGCGCGGCUCAGAUCUCGCUCGAGUACGGAUGGAAGGUCGAGCGGCAUCUCAUGGAUGGUGACUACAUCAUCUUCAACCGUCAGCCUUCGCUGCACAAGGAGUCCAUGAUGGGUCAUCGCGUUCGCGUCAUGCCGUACUCGACCUUUCGGCUGAAUCUGUCCGUGACCUCGCCGUACAACGCUGAUUUUGACGGCGACGAGAUGAAUCUUCACGUUCCUCAGAGCGAAGAGACGCGAGCCGAGGUCAAGGAGCUGUGCCUUGUACCCAACAACAUCGUCUCUCCCCAGAAGAAUGGUCCCUUGAUGGGUAUUGUCCAGGACUCCCUUGCCGGGGUGUACAAGCUGUGCCGCCGGGACACCUUCAUCGACAAGGAGAUGGUCAUGAACCUGAUGCUCUGGGUUCCCAACUGGGACGGUGUCAUCCCCCCACCGGCAAUUCUGAAACCCCGGCCGCGAUGGACCGGAAAGCAGAUCAUCUCCAUGGUUAUUCCUCCCGAAAUCAGCCUGCACAACCCCGAAGGGUCCGAUUUCCCACUGACGGAUAACGGCGUUCUCAUCCAAAGCGGUGAGCUCAUUUUCGGGCUCCUCAGGAAGAAGAACGUGGGCGCGGCCGCCGGUGGCAUUGUUCACCUCUGCUACAAUGAACUUGGCCCCAGCGGAGCCAUGGCCUUCCUGAACGGCGUGCAGCAGGUCGUGACGUACUGGCUCCUGCACAAUGGACACAGCAUCGGCAUCGGUGACACUGUUCCUGACAAGGAAACGAUUGAGAAGGUCCAGGUGCACAUCGACACGCAAAAGGCCGAGGUUGCUCGGCUGACGGCCAUGGCCACGGCCAACGAGCUCGAGGCCCUUCCUGGCAUGAAUGUUCGAGCGACAUUCGAGAACAAGGUAUCGAAGGCCCUCAACCAGGCCCGUGACCAGGCCGGUACGACGACGCAGUCGAGUUUGAAGGAUUCCAACAACGCCGUCACCAUGGCCGACUCUGGUUCGAAGGGAUCGUCCAUCAAUAUUUCUCAGAUGACUGCGCUCGUCGGCCAGCAGAUCGUGGAAGGCAAGCGAAUUCCGUUCGGUUUCAAGUACAGAACGCUUCCCCAUUUCACCAAGGAUGACUACUCGCCCGAAGCCCGUGGUUUCGUCGAGAACUCGUACCUGCGCGGUCUGACACCGUCGGAAUUCUUCUUCCACGCCAUGGCUGGUCGAGAAGGUCUCAUCGACACGGCGGUCAAGACGGCCGAGACGGGCUACAUCCAGCGACGGCUUGUGAAGGCACUCGAGGAUCUCAGCGCUCGCUAUGAUGGGACAGUGCGCAACUCCCUGGGCGACAUCAUUCAGUUCUUGUAUGGCGAGGACGGCCUGGAUGCCAUGUGCAUCGAGAAGCAGAAACUAGGCACACUGAAGAUGUCCGACGCUGCGUUCGAGAAGAAGUACCGGCUGGAUCUUGCCAAUCCACCCGAUUGGUUCAAGACGGAUUACGAGUACGGCAACGAGUUGACGGGAGACAAAGCCUCGAUGUCCUUGCUGGAUGAGGAGUGGGAUGCACUCGUGGCUAACCGCCGCGAGGUGCGCUCCAUCAAUCGUUCAAAGUUGGGAGAUGAGAUGAUGCAGCUGCCGCUCAACCUCGGUCGCAUGAUCGAGUCGGCCAAGCGGGUGUUCAACGUCAAGGCCACGGACCGAAGCAACCUUCGACCGUCGGACGUCAUACCUGCCGUGCAGAACAUGCUCAGCAAGAUGAAGAUCGUUCGUGGGUCAGACCCUAUCUCGGCGGAAGCCGACUCGAGCGCCACCAUCCUGUUCAAGGCUCUCGUUCGAUCGCGCCUGGCCUUCAAGGAAAUCGUCAAGGUUCACCGGCUGAACAAGCUCGCCUUUGAUCACGUGUUGGGCGAGCUUCAGAACCGUUGGGACCGGUCGUUUGUCAGCCCCGGUGAGAUGGUUGGUGUUCUCGCGGCGCAGUCCAUCGGCGAGCCCGCGACGCAGAUGACGCUCAACACCUUCCAUUUCGCCGGUGUGUCGUCGAAGAACGUCACGCUCGGCGUGCCCCGGCUGAAAGAAAUCCUGAACCUUGCCAAGGACAUCAAGACCCCUAGCAUGGCUGUCUACUUGAGCACGUUCUUGGCCAAGCAGGAGGAGGCGAAGACGCUGCGUAGCAUGGUGGAGUACACCAACCUGCGCUCCGUGACGUCGGUGACGGAGAUCUACUACGACCCCAACGUCCGGACCACGACGAUUGCCGAGGAUCUGGACAUGGUUGACUCGUACUUUUUGAUCCCGGAAGAUGACGAAAACACCCUCGACAUGCAGUCGAGGUGGCUCUUGCGCAUCACCCUGGAUCGGCAGAAGCUGCUCGACAAGGAGAUCAAGAUCGACGAGGUUGCCCAGCGCAUCAAGGAGGAGUACUCGGCCGACAUGGCCAUCAUAUUCAGCGACAACAACGCAGACGAGCAGGUGAUUCGACUUCGGAGCAUCAAGCGGGGCGAUGGCAAGGGGGGCGAAGACGAAAUGGAGGACGACGUGAUGCUGAAGCGUCUGGAGUCUCACCUCCUCGACACCCUCACGCUGCGCGGCGUUCCCGGCAUCGAUCGUGCCUUCUUGACCAAGGGCACGCGACUUGUCGAGGACGAAGACGGAUCGGAGCUUGCCAUCAAGGACGACCCGCGAUGCACACAGUGGUACCUGGACACUAGUGGUUCCGCGCUACGUGAGGUGCUCGCCGUCGACGGUGUGGAUGCGUCACGGACCUACACCAACGAUCUGUGGCAGAUUGUGGAGGUGUUCGGCAUCGAGGCCGCGCGCUCGGCCCUGGUCAAGGAGCUGACGAACGUUUUGGCGUUUGACGGUUCGUACGUCAACCAUCGGCACAUCGCCCUUCUGGUCGACGUCAUGACGUACAGGGGCACCAUAUCGGCCGUCACCCGACACGGCAUCAACCGCGCCGACACGGGCGCGCUGAUGCGUUGUUCCUUCGAAGAGACGGUCGAGAUUCUCCUCGAGGCGGCGGCGACGGGUGAGCUGGACGACUGCCGCGGCAUUUCCGAAAACGUCAUGCUGGGGCAGAUGGCACCCAUGGGAACGGGCAACUUUGACGUUUUCCUCGACCCCAAGAUGCUGGAGACGGUCAUCUCCGACAACUCUCGGAUGGGUCUGAUGCCCGGCAUGCCCGUCAAGGACGGCGAGGCGGAGGGGGCAGCGACGCCGUACGACACGGGCUCGCCCAUGGGCGACUCGGGCUACAUGAGCAUGAGCUCGCCGGCGGCGGGCAACUUCUCGCCGAUCCAGGGUGCCGGGUCGGAGACACCCGCCGGAUUCGGCACCGAGUACGGCGGCGGCGGCUUCGGAGGCAUCGGGUCCAUGAGCCCCUAUUCGAUGCGCGGAGCGACGAGCCCGUUCAGCACGUCGCCGACGUCGCCCUUCAGCUCGGGCAUGGGCGGCUACUCGCCGUCGUCGCCCAACGCCGGGUACUCGCCGACGUCGCCGCUCAUCGACGGCGGAGGCGCCGGCCGCUACGCCAUGUCGCCGUCGUUCAGCCCGUCGUCGCCGUCGUUCUCGCCGACGUCGCCGAUGCUGCGGCCGACGAGCCCGGCGAGCCCAAACUACAGCCCGACGUCGCCGAGCUACUCGCCAGCGUCGCCGUCGUCGCCCCGGCAUUACUCGCCGACUUCGCCUGCACAGUUCAACUCCCCCACCUCCCCCAGCUACUCGCCGGCCAGCCCCAACUACAGUCCCGCAUCCCCCAACCUGCACGGUGCCGGCGCAACUUCCCCUUCCUACUCCCCUGCCUCGCCCUCCUGGUCCCCGACCUCGCCCGAGGCUUACUCGCCGACGAGCCCAAGUUUCCAAAGGAGCCCGGGAAACCAGCAGUCGCCGACGAGCCCAAGCUACUCGCCGACUUCUCCUUCGUUUUCUCCUCGGACCCCUGGGCCCGGCACGUCGGGAAAUCAAUAG